AUGGAGAGCACUGACGGAGCGCUGGCGACAAAGAAGCAGCCGGUCGGGCUGCCGUUGUGGCGUGGCGGCAGUGCACCGCAGGCGGCUCCGGGCAGGCACUCGCCGCUACUCGACGACCGCCCCCUGCCCCCGAGCCCGCCGCCCCACGAGCCCCUCCAGCCCGUGCGCCGGGCGUGGGGCGGGGGCGCAGUGCCGCUCGUGGCCGGGUCGCCACUGCCCGACAUGGGCGCCUUCUCCUACUCCUCCUACCCCUCGACCCUGCCCGCACUCGGCAGCCCCAUACCAGAACCGCAGCAGCAGAAAGAAGAUGAAGAAAAAAUAGAAAAAGAUGAAGAUGAACCAACCAGCAACUACAAGAAGGAAGAAGAUGUGGGGUGGAUUAGCGUUGAGAGCGCGCACGUGGGGGCCAUCGCACCCCUGCCGCCCUCGCCGCGCCCCCCACAGGCGGUCGAGGAAGAGAAGGAGGGAGAGGCGCACAAUGCACCCGGGCAGGAGCUGCCCCGGCCGGACCUGGGCUCACCUGUAGGAGGCACUGCCUCGAGGCCAACGUCGACCGGGGUGGCUGCGGGAUCGUACGACAUCGCCAUCAGCGCCCCGUUCGACUUCCCGCGCGACGACACGCAAGGCUUCUCUACCUUUGCUCCCAGCUACGCCGGUCGGGUGGCGCAACCGCCAGGGAAGCAAGAGCGAGGAGAACAGGAGCACAGCAACACGGCGCUGUGGAGCAAGGUGGCCCUCCUUCCCGCGGGUCUGCUGUCGCACAGCGUGGAGCUGCUGGGCAACAGAUCCGACACACUCGGCUUUGCCCAGGCCAAGCCUGAUUCGCCAAACGCAGAGAUUGCGGCAGCGUUCCCGGGGCUACCGCGACAGUUCGAGGGGUCGGCGCGAGUGAAAAAAGCCCGGCCUCCUCCGCCGGACAGCAGCUCGCGCCGUCCGCUGUCCGUCACCUCUACCAGCACCACGCUCGGCGACUACGCCCUGACGCCCGAAGACCAGGCCUUCUGGCUGGAGCACGAGCGAUCGUUGGUGCUCGCGCAGUCGUGCAUUCGCCGCCGACAAGCGAUGCGAGUCUAUCCUCGGCACAGGAAGCGACAUCGGAUAGCACUCGAGCUGUGGACCACGGAGCAGACCUACAUCAAGGCCCUCCAGCAGUGCACCCAGAUCAGAAAGCGACUGGAGUCCCACCAGCCAAAGCCCAUCCUUAGUGCGCUCGAGAUCAAGGCACACUCCGCCUUUCCGCUCCAGCCCUUGGCUAGGAUUGAAACAAUCUUCUCGGAGACUGAGACCAUUCUGCUCUACGCGACGGUGCUCGAGGGCAAGCUGCGACAGCAGCUCGAGCACUGGCACGUGGACCAGACCCUGGCACAUGUCUUCACCGAAAUCCAACCCUAUUUCAAGGUGUACAACCGCUACAUGAUCCAGUACAACGCCUCCCUCACAGCCUUCAAGCACGCUCUCCAAAGUUCGUCUUUCCAGCAGUUCCUGGAGGCCUGCGCGGAAGACUUUGUCCACACAGAUCUGCCCUCCAUCCUCAUCAUGCCGGUGCAACGGAUCCCGCGAUAUAUCCUGCUCCUCGAUGCGCUGGUUGCUCACACGCCAACGACGCACAUCGACUACGCCGACCUGUGCCAGGCGCUCGACGUCAUGAAGCGAUUCACCGAGUCGGCCAACCAGACGCAGCGCAACUACGAGCGCUACCAGGCCAUCCUUCGCCUUCACGAGCUCCUUCAGCCUCAAAUUCCUAAUCUGGUGGUGCCAUCGCGAGUAUUCCAGGGCGCGGGGUCGCUACUGAUGCUCGACGGGUCGCGGGUCAUGCGCCGCAACCAGCGGAAGGUGCGGCAGGUCUUCCUGUUCAACGACCUCCUGGUCGUCACCAAGCACCUCCGAUCGGAGAACAAGUACCACCUCAAGGUGCUCGUCUUCCUCGCCAGCGUCCAGCUCGACCACAACCCGCCCGUACCCGGCGAGGAGGGCGAGCGGUGCUUCCUGCUGCGGAGCCGGAAGAGACCGGAGCAGUCGUUGCUGCUGGAGGCGCGAAGUAUGGAGGACAAGAUGGCGUGGGUCAUCGCCAUCGAACGCGCCACCUACCUCCUCGCCCAGCCCCGCACCACACAGAACCUGCCCUCCUGA
This is a messenger RNA of Acanthamoeba castellanii str. Neff, 2130 nucleotides long. Its product is annotated as RhoGEF domain containing protein. The transcript is spliced from 11 exons. The coding region runs from base 1 to 2130 and encodes 709 amino acids. The record is from RefSeq and is a predicted model, not a curated record. Gene Ontology annotation, molecular function: guanyl-nucleotide exchange factor activity. NCBI's taxonomy places the organism in Eukaryota, Discosea, Longamoebia, Acanthamoebidae.